CUCUCAGGUGCAGCCAGCUCGUUUCACAGCUCCACCAGCUGUGCUUCUUAUUUUCCCAUUUAAGGCCUUUUUCAGACCCUUCCUAAAGGAGAGAAAAUGAACGGAAGCCUGGAGAACGGUUCGUGCUAUGAUGAAGACUGCAUCGACGGAGACGGAGAUUUCAUGUUCACGUCCGAGUCGGUGGGAGAGGGGCAUCCAGAUAAGAUCUGUGAUCAGAUCAGUGAUGCGGUGCUGGACGCUCACCUUAGGCAGGAUCCAGAUGCUAAAGUGGCCUGCGAGACCGUGUGUAAGACGGGGAUGGUCCUGCUGUGUGGAGAGAUCACGUCUUGUGCUAAUGUGGACUACCAGAAGAUUGUAAGGGACACCAUUCAACACAUUGGAUACGACGACUCAAACAAAGGGUUUGACUAUAAGACGUGUAAUGUCCUGGUGGCUCUGGAGCAGCAGUCUCCUGACAUAGCACAGGGUGUUCAUAUAGACAGACCAGAGACGGAAAUUGGAGCAGGGGACCAGGGCUUGAUGUUCGGCUAUGCUACAGAUGAGACAGAGGAGUGUAUGCCUCUCACCAUCAUACUGGCUCACAAACUCAAUGCCAAGAUGGCUGAACUCAGACGUAACGGCACUGUUCCGUGGCUCCGGCCCGACUCAAAGACACAGGUUACAGUGCACUACUCACAGGAUAACGGAGCGGUAAUUCCUCGUCGAGUCCACACCAUCGUGAUCUCUGUCCAGCAUGAUGAUUACGUGUCCCUGGAUGAGCAGAGGGCGGUUCUGAAGGAGAAGGUCAUCAAGGCCGUCGUCCCAGCCAAGUAUCUGGACGAGAAGACCAUCUACCACCUUCAGCCAAGCGGCCGCUUCGUCAUCGGGGGCCCUCAGGGCGAUGCAGGAGUGACGGGCCGUAAGAUCAUCGUGGACACAUAUGGAGGCUGGGGGGCUCAUGGAGGUGGGGCAUUCUCUGGGAAAGAUUAUACCAAGGUUGACCGCUCGGCCGCCUACGCUGCCCGCUGGGUGGCCAAAUCCCUGGUGAAGGCCAAGCUGUGCCGCAGAGUGCUGGUACAGGUGUCGUACGCCAUCGGAGUAGCGCAGCCUCUCUCCAUCUCACUCUUCACCUACGGCUCCUCCCGAAAAAACGAGAAGGAGCUUUUACAGAUCGUCAAAAAGAACUUUGACCUGCGGCCGGGGGUCGUCGUCAGAGACCUGGAUUUGAAAAGGCCAAUCUAUCAGAAAACAGCGUGUUACGGACACUUCGGCAGGAAAGAUUUCCCCUGGGAAGAGGCCAAGUACCUGAACUUCUAACUCUGUUGAACUUGUGUGUGUGUUUCUAUGUUCACGUCGUUUGUAAAUGUGUGUGUGUGUGUGUGUGUGUGUGUACCAUGUAUUUCUACUGAAUGUUCUCAGCAGUGCACGCACAGGUGUGUGUCUGUGUCUCUCUUGCACGUUUGAUUUAAGACUGCAGUGACAUGGGCAGCUGUUGCCACACAUGCACAAAUGUAAUGUGAUGGUCAUCCAAAAGAGGCAGCUGUGUGUGUGUGUGUGUGUGUGUGUGUGUGUGUGUGUGUGUGUGUGUGUGUGUGUGUGUGUGUGUGUGUGUGUGUGUGAGUGACGCUGUGAAAAAUAAACCCAAGAAAUCUUGGUCAUGAGUUGGGCAUGUGAGGUGAUGUCAGUGAUCUGCAGUUUGGAUGCCAAACACAGUAACUCAAACUGGCAGAGUCGAGCACAGGUAUAAAUGGUGCCUAGACCGAUUUAAGACCAGAUCCAAAAGAGAGAGAGUCUGGGUCAAGGACAAAUCCAGACAAGAACCUGACAGUGUCAAGACUGAGUCCGAAUGAAAACAAGAUUGGGUCAAAACCGAGACUGAAUGACAGCAAGGCUGGGUCAAGACCGCGACUGAAUGAGAGCAAGGCUGGGUCAAGUCCGCGACUGAAUGAGAGCAAGGCUGGGUCAAGUCCGCGACUGAAUGAGAGCAAGGCUGGGUCAAGUCCGCGACUGAAUGAGAGCAAGGCUGAGUCAAGACCACGACUGAAUGAGAGCAAGGCUGGGUCAAGUCCGCGACUGAAUGAGAGCAAGGCUGAGUCAAGACCGCGACUGAAUGAGAGCAAGGCUGAGUCAAGUCCGCGACUGAAUGAGAGCAAGGCUGGGUCAAGACCGCGACUGAAUGAGAGCAAGGCUGAGUCAAGACCACGACUGAAUGAGAGCAAGGCUGGGUCAAGUCCGCGACUGAAUGAGAGCAAGGCUGAGUCAAGACCGCGACUGAAUGAGAGCAAGGCUGAGUCAAGUCCACGACUGAAUGAGAGCAAGGCUGGGUCAAGUCCGCGACUGAAUGAGAGCAAGGCUGAGUCAAGACCACGACUGAAUGAGAGCAAGGCUGAGUCAAGACCGCGACUGAAUGAGAGCAAGGCUGAGUCAAGUCCGCGACUGAAUGAGAGCAAGGCUGAGUCAAGACCACGACUGAAUGAGAGCAAGGCUGGGUCAAGACCGCGACUGAAUGAGAGCAAGGCUGAGUCAAGACCACGACUGAAUGAGAGCAAGGCUGGGUCAAGACCACGACUGAAUGAGAGCAAGGCUGGGUCAAGACCGCGACUGAAUGAGAGCAAGGCUGAGUCAAGACCACGACUGAAUGAGAGUCCAGAUCAAGGCCGAGUCCAAAUGAGAGCAAGACUGGAUCGAGAGCAAAUCCAAAUGAGAGCAAGACUGGGUCAAGACCAAGUCCAAAUUAAAAGGAGUCCAAAACAGAGCGAGAUGAUUGUGUGUCAUAGAGAGUACUGAUACAAUAACACAUGGAAAAAUAUAUAUAUUUCUUUGGGGGGCGUAGAGUAAAACACAAUUAAUACAAUCAUUUAACACCAUUAUAAAACAAAAUUCAUCAUAUGUUAAAUAAACUGGCAAGAAAAUACAUAAAAGUAGAGAAAACUUUAAUGUAACGUAAUUAUUUCAGAUUAAAAAAACAAAGUUUGAAUUAAUUAUUAAUAUAUCUGUAAGAGCCAUAAAGCAGAAAAGAUAGAAUGUGGAAAUAUGUACAAUUUAUAUUUUAUGUUAUUCUUAAUUCAUGUCAUUGUGUAAUUCAUAAUUCUAAGAAAAUGAUUAUUAAUAUAAAAAUGUUUGAUGACGCUUCCUCAGAGUAGCGUAACUGAGAACGUGCAGCACCAGUUCAGUCAGAGCUGCGCAAGGCACGGGAGCAUAUAGUUUUCUUACCGUACGUGCGUUCACAUUUGUAACCGUUUGAUUUUCUAAGUAAAGACACCUAAACUCAAAGAACUUGUCAUGUCGUGCGCGUGAAGAAAUUACUGUGUCUGCAGCUCUAAGUGGUACUUUUUGGAAACUGAAGAAAGUGUCACUACAUUUAGUAAGAAAACUGCUCACGGAUGGACCAAGAGUGACUGAAAACCGAACUUUUUGGAUGCUAAUCAGGAGCCAACCAUCAGUUAACACCUCCGAACGGUGUGUCAGACUGGAGCAUCAUUCUGGAGAGGAUUUACUGAGAGCGAACGAGGUGGUAAGCCUGCCGAAUUAACAUAUGAAAGGACGAAUUGCCUUUAAAAGACUCGUUUGCUAGGUAGAAGGAAGCCACUACUGUGCUAGUUUGAAGCUAAGUUAAGCCAAGAAGCUAACGCUAUUUAGCUACUGAAUGACUUGCAGCUUGAGCCAAGAAGCUAAUGUUAUUUAGCUAAACAGUGACUUGCAGAUUCAUGCUAACUUGUUAAUUGAAGCCUGAAACCGAAAAUUACUGAAAGCUCUGUGUGUUUUGGAAAUUGUGAAGCAUUUAUUGGAUGAAGAAAAGUGUUAUUGGAAUACUUUUGAUUCAUAUGCACACAGUUUGCACACCGCUUUAUUGAGAAAAGAAAUAUGGAGGAAGGUAAUGUUGAAACAGUUGGCCCUGAAGAAAUGGCCACCAAACGGCCAGUCAAGUUAACUGAGAAGGCAAUUGAGAACAAACUGUACAGGCUACUUGGCUCCAGGAGAAGUUUUCUAGCCCGACACACAACUCUAAGGAGGGAAGUUACCAGUUUAAUCACAUUAGCUGAUAAUUUGUCAACAGUGAAAGAAAUAAUGCAGGAAGAAUUUAAUCCAGUUCUCCAAGAUUUUGUUGACAUCACUGAACAAUUAGGAGAUCUUUUACCUGAAGAUGAGAAAGAGGCAGAUAUUAACAACUGGUUUGAGCCUAAAAUGACAGUUAUCAGACAGUUUACUGAAGAAACUGACAAAUGGAUGGAGCAGGAGACCUUGAACUUACAACGAACAAACCAAGAAUCACAAGCUGAGGAAGAGAUAAACCCUGAUGAUAGUGUGUCACAAGUGAGCCAUAAGUCCAAUAAACUAAGCAAGAAGGGCUCAUGUGCUGGAUGCUCAACUGUCGUGUCUUCUCGUGCAUCAGUUUGUGCUAUUGAAGAAGCCAAGCUCUCUGGUCUAGUAGAACGUGCUGCUAUUCUGGAGAAGAAACAAGAGUUAGAAAUGGAAGAAGUACGUAUCAAAGCAGCUAAAGAGAAGUUAGAUCUAGAUGCAGCUAUUGCAGAAAAAAGAGCAAAAGUCAGAAUACUGAAACAGUAUGUGAAAUCAGAGGAUGGCAUGAACAGCUACCUGCGCCCUCAUGCAGCAGGUGGUGCAAGAGUGAAAGAAGAGGAAAACCCCGCCCCUCUCUCUCAGAUCAGGUCUUCUUACAGAAGCCAGGCAUCACUAAGGCCAUUGCAAGAUGUAAGACAUCAGGUUGCUACAGUAAACACUGCAGUGCAACAGCAUGAUGGAAGCAUGAGUGGCCUUCUGAAAGUAAUGGAAAAUCAAAACGCUAUUACAGAGAUGCUUGUUAAGCAACAGCAGUAUGCUCAGCUUCCUGAGAAAGAAGUGGCAGUGUUCAAGGGUGAUCCACUUACUUAUAGAUCUUUCAUUAGAGCUUUCGAACAAGCCAUUGAGCAGAAGACGGACAGUGAACAAGACAAAUUGUAUUACCUACAACAGUUCACUGCAGGAGAACCGCAGGAGCUUGUUCGAAGCUGCGAACACAGACCAUUACACAAGGGGUUCAAAGAAGCAAAAGAGCUCUUGAAGAAACAUUAUGGAGAUGAGUUGGUCAUUGCAAGCGCUUACAUCGAUAAAGCUUUAAAGUGGGCACCAAUCAAAGCUGAAGAUGGAAAAGCACUUAAGACCUAUGCGUUAUUCCUAACUGGUUGUUGCAACACGAGCCAGGAUGUUGAAUCGAUGGAGGAAAUGAAUAAUCCUACGAAUAUGAGGAUGGUGGUAUCCAAACUACCUUACAAGAUGCGAGAAAGUUGGCGCAAUGAAGCAUUUAAAAUCAAGGAGAAAAGAGGACUCAGAGCAAGAUUUGCCGACCUCGUCACCUUCAUUGACCGACAGUCUAAGAUAGCCAUGGAUCCACUCUUUGGAGACCUCCAAGGCAAAAACCCACCACCAGCAGGAAAAGGCAAGGAAAUUGGGAAAGUGGGCAAGAGUGGAGGAAAAGGAGCAAGCUUUGCAACCAAAGUAUGGAAAGGUACAAGACUACCAUGGAAAAGAAAGCACUUACCUUGGAACAGCUGACGACGGCAGAAGCAGAAAUCAUCCGGUACAGCCAAGCCCAAUGUUUUCCUGAGGAGAUUGAUGCACUCUGCAAUAGUAAGUCUGUCAAGAAAAGCAGCCAGUUGCACAAACUCGAUCCCAUGUUGAAAGAUGGCAUCCUAAGGUAGGAGGACGGCUAGUUAAAUCUGCCAUGCCAGCGGACAUAAAACAUCCUGCGAUACUGUCCAAACACUCAAGAGUUGCAUUCCUCAUCCUGAGUGACAUCCAUGAGAAGAUCGGUCACUGCGGGCGCAAUUACAUGUUAUCGCAGUUGAGAGAGAAAUUUUGGAUCCCACAAGCAACCUCCGCCAUCAGGAAACUUAUAUCCAAAUGCAUGGUUUGCAGAAGACGACAAGGACGAGUUGGUGAACAGAAAAUGGCACCUCUGCCAGAAGAUCGUCUUGUACCAGACAAGCCGCCAUUCACAAAUGUUGGAAUUGAUUACUUCGGCCCAUUUGAAGUGAAACGGGGCCGGAGCACUGUCAAAAGGUAUGGUGUGAUGUUCACCUGCCUCACCAUCAGAGCAGUGCACAUUGAGGUGGCUGACAGUCUGGACACAAGUGCUUGUAUCAAUGUCCUUCGUCGCUUUGUAAGUAGAAGAGGACAGGUCUCCAUAAUGCGAUCCGACAAUGGCACCAAUUUUGUUGGUGCUGAGAAGGAAUUGAGAGAGGAACUGAAAAACCUGAACCAAUCAGAAAUUGAGAAAACAAUGCAAAAGAAAGGCAUCAAGUGGAUUUUCAAUAGUCCAGCGGCAUCACAUCAAGGAGGGAUUUGGGAGCGGCAGAUCCGUUCAGUUCGCAGGAUUCUUAGCGUUCUGCUUAAGGAACAGACCCUCACCGACGACAGCCUUCAAACACUUCUUUGUGAGGUUGAAAGCAUAAUAAAUGGCCGACCCAUAACCAGCGUGUCAGAUGAUCCACACGACUUGGAUCCUCUGACCCCCAACCACCUGUUGUUGAUGAAGACCCAGCCUAACCUACCACCAGGAAUCUUCAACCCGGAUGAUCUAUACACAAGGAAACGCUGGAGGCAAGUACAAUAUCUUGCAGAUCUAUUCUGGCGCAGAUGGACUCGCGAAUACCUCCCCCUCCUCCAGGAACGCCAGAAAUGGACGAGACAGAAGAGGAACUUUGAACCUGGAGAUGUAGUGCUAGUAGUCGAUAGUUCAUCUCCACGCAACACUUGGAUCAUGGGAAGAAUAAUACAAGUCCUACCUGACUUCAGUGGAACUGUGCGCCGUGUGAA
Pygocentrus nattereri (red-bellied piranha) is the source of this 6792-nucleotide messenger RNA. RefSeq names its product S-adenosylmethionine synthase-like. NCBI's taxonomy places the organism in Eukaryota, Metazoa, Chordata, Actinopteri, Characiformes, Serrasalmidae. Bases 97 to 1296 code for a protein of 399 amino acids. Gene Ontology annotation, cellular component: cytosol. The record is from RefSeq and is a predicted model, not a curated record. Gene Ontology annotation, molecular function: ATP binding; methionine adenosyltransferase activity. The transcript is spliced from 9 exons. Gene Ontology annotation, biological process: S-adenosylmethionine biosynthetic process.